AUUUAAUUAAAAAUGUUAGGACGUUCAAUUAAGUCAGUUCAAAAGCUCCAAUCAAUUAGAGCUUUCACCAAUGCUACCAACUCAUACACUCUUCCAGAUCUCUCAUAUGACUAUGGUGCUCUCGCACCAGUAAUUUCACCAGAAAUUAUGACCCUUCAUCACAAAAAACAUCAUCAAACCUAUGUUAAUAAUCUUAACAUUGCUUUAGAUAAAUAUGCUAAAGCUGAAGCUGCUAAAGAUGUUGCCCAAAUGAUUGCUCUCCAAAGUGCUAUUAAAUUCAAUGGUGGUGGUCAUGUUAACCAUUCAAUCUUUUGGACCAAUUUAGCACCAAAAAACCAAGAUGGUGGUGUUGCUCCAAGUGGUCCAUUAAUCAAUGCUAUCAAUAAACAAUUUGGUUCAAUUGAUAAUUUAAUUAAAAAAAUGACUGAUCAAACCGUUGCUAUUCAAGGUUCAGGUUGGGGUUGGUUAGGUUAUGAUAAAGCUGAAGAUCGUUUAGUCAUUCAAACCCAACAAAAUCAAGAUCCACUCUCAGUCUCUGGUUUUACUCCAUUAUUAGGUAUUGAUGUUUGGGAACAUGCCUAUUAUCUUGACUACAAAAAUGUUAGAGCUGAUUAUGUAAAGAAUAUUUGGCAAAUCGUCAACUGGAAGAAUGUCGCCCAAAGAUAUGAAGCAGCCAAAAACUAAAUAUCGGUCGAUAACAACCAAAAUAAAUAAUAUUAAACUUAAAUAAACUCACACUUAUAUAAUAAAAGAAUAAUCAAAAACUUGAGAUAUCUUAUCUUUAGUUUAUAUUCUAUAUAG
Molecule: messenger RNA, 801 nt
Organism: Dictyostelium purpureum
Lineage: Eukaryota; Evosea; Eumycetozoa; Dictyosteliales; Dictyosteliaceae
Exons: 3
Coding region: 13-684 (223 amino acids)
Biological process (GO): superoxide metabolic process
Cellular component (GO): mitochondrion
Molecular function (GO): metal ion binding; superoxide dismutase activity
Source: RefSeq, a predicted model, not a curated record